Molecule: messenger RNA, 4175 nt
Organism: Selaginella moellendorffii
Lineage: Eukaryota; Viridiplantae; Streptophyta; Lycopodiopsida; Selaginellales; Selaginellaceae
Product: topless-related protein 1
Biological process (GO): regulation of DNA-templated transcription
Molecular function (GO): protein binding
Source: RefSeq, a predicted model, not a curated record
AUGUCGGCCAUUCGAUCGAAGGCGAGUGGUGGUGUGGUGUGGCUGUGGCGCUUGUGUGACAGUGUGUGGGGGAAUUUUUAUUUGGUUUUCCUGGCAAAGGAGAGAGAGAUAGAAGAGAGAGAGAGAGAGAGAGUGUUUGUGUGUGUGAGCGUGAGAGUGUGUGAGAGGGCCUAGAAUGCGGCAUCGGCUUUGGCGAGGGCUUUGAUUCCCAAGAAAGGAUGCUGCCGCGCAACUCAAUGUCCUUUCCUUGGAGUUCUUCCUCUUCUCUCUUUCUCUGUGUCAAUCAAACCCUAGUCGCGGCGGAGGAGGAUUCGCGAGCGCCGCCGCCAAUAAUCUAGGUCCGGCGUCCUGUUAAGGCGCGGGGCGCGGGAUUGGACAGGUCGGGUGUGGAUUCCCAUGGAUUGGUAGCUCAGGGUAGGACGCGCUGGUGGCAGCGGCCAAGGACAGGGCGGCGCGGCGGCGGCGGCGGCAGGGGAAGCGGUCCAAGAAGAUCGGGGCGGUGGAGAUAUGUCGUCACUCAGCCGGGAGCUCGUGUUCCUCAUCUUGCAGUUCCUGGAUGAGGAGAAAUUCAAGGAGACGGUGCACAAGCUGGAGCAAGAAUCUGGCUUCUACUUCAACAUGAAGUACUUUGAAGAUCAGGUCCAGAAUGGGGAGUGGGACGAGGUGGAGAGGUACUUGUCUGGCUUCACCAAGGUGGAUGACAAUCGCUACUCCAUGAAGAUUUUCUUCGAGAUAAGAAAGCAAAAGUACCUCGAGGCCUUGGACAGGCAAGAUAGAGCGAGGGCAGUGGAGAUACUAGUCAAGGACCUCAAAGUGUUUGCGUCCUUCAACGAAGAUCUGUACAAGGAGAUUACACAGCUUCUUACGCUGGAAAACUUCAGAGAAAACGAACAGCUGUCCAAGUAUGGGGACACGAAAUCUGCCCGGAACAUAAUGCUAUUGGAGCUUAAGAAACUGAUUGAGGCCAAUCCUUUGUUCCGGGAGAAGCUUCAAUUUCCGGGGCUCAAAGCGUCACGGCUCCGAACGCUGAUUAAUCAAAGCCUCAAUUGGCAACAUCAGCUUUGCAAGAAUCCUAGGCCCAACCCAGAUAUCAAAACUCUGUUUGUAGAUCAUACCUGUGGCGCGCCGAAUGGAGCCCGCGCGCCACCACCAGCAAACAGUCCCUUGGUCGGGAGUCUUCCGAAAGGUGCCGGGUUCCCCCCCUUGGGUGCGCACAGCCCUUUCCAACCAGCAGCCCCUACAGCUAGUGCACUUGCAGGCUGGAUGGCCAAUCCAAAUCCUCCGUCACAUCCAGGUGUUGUUGGAGGGCCUGCCGCUCUCGCUGGAGCUCCGAACCCAGCUGCAAUGCUAAAGCGACCCAGGACGCCUCCGCCAGCCCCUACGGUUGAUUUCCAGACGGCUGAUUCCGAGCACUUAAUGAAGCGAAACCGACCUGUUGGUCAGCAUGUGGAAGAGGUCGGGGAAAGCGAUAGUUUGAAUUUUGUAAGUGACUUGCAAAUGCAGGUGAACUUUCCGGGACCAAACAUUCAGCAAGCGUCAUAUACGAUAGAUGAUAUUCCAAAGACUGUUGCGAGGACCAUCAACCAAGGUUCCUGUGUUGCGACAAUGGACUUCCACCCUCUGCAGCAAGUCAUUCUUUUAGUUGGUACAAAUGUUGGUGAAAUUGCUAUUUGGGAUGUGGCCACGCGGGAACGCCUCGCGCUGAAAACGUUCAAAGUCUGGGAGGUUUCAGUGUGUUCUAUGCCUCUCCAGACUGCUCUCGUUAAAGACCCAGCAGUUGCUGUUACGAGGGUUGUUUGGAGUCCAGAUGGAAAUUUUAUAGGGGUGGCUUUCAAUAAGCACAUUGUUCAGGUUUAUCAGUAUUUUGGAGGCGUCGAGCUACGGCAGCAAGUGGAGAUUGAUGCGCAUGUGGGGAGUGUGAACGAUCUUGCAUUUGCCCAUCCAAACAAGCAACUGUGCAUCAUUUCUUGUGGCGAUGACAAAACGAUCAAGGUGUGGGAUGCGGUGAGUGGUCGCAACAAAUACACUUUUGAGGGUCACGAAGCGCCAGUGUACUCUGUUUGUCCGCAUCACAAGGAAAAUAUACAGUUCAUAUUUUCUACAGCAAUGGACGGCAAAAUCAAGGCGUGGCUGUACGAUUGCCUUGGUUCACGGGUUGACUAUGAUGCGCCUGGAAGUUGGUGCACAACAAUGGCCUACAGUGCUGAUGGCACAAGGCUCUUUUCGUGCGGAACUAGCAAGGAGGGUGACUCAUUCCUUGUCGAGUGGAAUGAAAGUGAAGGGGUUAUCAAACGCACGUACAUUGGAUUCCGUAAGAGAAUGCCAAACGUUGUCCAGUUCGACACCACUAGGAACUGCUUUCUAGCGGUUGGGGACGAGUUCUCGGUCAAGUUCUGGGACAUGGACAACAUAAACUUAUUGACCUCCAUCGAUGCCGACGGCGGAUUGCCUGCGAGCCCGCGAAUUCGUUUCAACAAAGAAGGCUCUUUACUCGCAGUAACAACAAUCGACAAUGGUUUCAAGAUUUUGGCUAAUGCAGAUGGCUUGCGGCUUCUACGGUCUUUUGAGGGUAACAAAGUACCUCCGGAAACAAAGGGGAACGUUGCAAGUGCAUCAGGCAGCGGGGUUGUGGCCAUUGACAGACCAGUUUCGCAACCGGUACCUUUUACUGGAGGGAACGGCAUUGAAAAUGGACGCCCGGAGACAAAACCCCGAACUACAGACGACUCAAACAAACUGUGGAAGCUAACUGAAAUUGUGGAACCCUCUCAUUGUCGUGCAUUAAAGCUACCAGAUACUCUACCAGCAAGCAAGAUAUCAAGACUUAUCUUCACAAACAAUGGUCUGGGCUUAUUAGCGCUCGCUUCUAGUGCAGUUCACAAGGUUUGGAAAUGGUCUCGCAAUCCACUUGGAAAAGCGACUGCUAGUUUUCCACCACAACUAUUCCAGCCAUCAAGUGGGAUUCUCAUGACCAAUGAUACGACCGAGAACAAUCCGGAAGAAGCUGUGCCUUGCAUUGCCUUGUCAAAGAAUGACUCUUACGUGAUGUCCGCUUCGGGAGGCAAAGUUUCUCUAUUUAAUAUGAUGACUUUCAAGGUGAUGACAGCAUUCAUGCCACCGCCACCAGCAGCAACGUUCCUGGCUUUUCACCCUCAAGACAACAAUAUCAUAGCGAUUGGAAUGGAAGAUUCUACAAUACAAAUAUACAAUGUUCGAGUUGACGAGGUUAAAAGUAAGCUCAAAGGUCACCAAAAGAGGAUUACUGGACUAGCAUUCUCCAAUGUCCUACACGUACUUGUGUCGUCUGGAGCCGAUGAUCAGCUUUGUGUAUGGGGCACCGAUGGAUGGGAGAAGCGCAAGUCAAAAUUCCUUCAAACACCGCCAGUGAAGGGAACUCCGGCCACCGGAGACACCAAAGUACAGUUUCACAACGACCAUACUCGUCUUCUGGUCGUGCACGAGACGCAGCUAGCUAUUUAUGAUGCCGCCAAACUAGAGCGCUUGAGUCAAUGGGUUCCGAAAGACAACUUCCCGGCCGGAAUCUCUAGCGGAACGUAUUCCUGCGACAGUCGGCUGGUCUACGCCGCGUUUCUCGACGGCGCCAUCGGCGUGUUUGAAGCCGAGACGUUGCGACCAUACUGUCGCAUUGCUCCGACCGUGUAUCUACCUCAGGGAGUCACAGGCGCUCAUCCGCUUGUAGUCGCAGCGCACCCCUCCGAGCCCAAUCUCUUCGCACUGGGACUAACCGACGGAAGCGUCCAAGUGCUAGAGCCUCUAGAGUCGGAGGCCAAGUGGGGGGUGGCGCCGCCGGCGGAGAACGGCUCCGCCAUGGUCACCACCUCGGGUCCGCCAACAGGCUCGGUCCAGGUAUCGGAUCAAGCAUCGAGAUGAGAUUUUGCGGAGGGAUCGUAGCUUCAAGCUUUUGUGAUGGUGAAGGGCGGAGCAGAGCUUGGAGGGGCUCUUUCGUACUUAGGAGGCGGAUGGACGUCGAGGAAAAGCAUGCUGCAGACAUCAAUUUUGUGCCCGGGCUGGAAGUCUUUUGGUAGAGAAAGGUGUACAGAGAAAAAAGCUAAGUUUCUUCGUUUGUGCCGCGAAGAACUGACCGUGGUUUCGUCGUCAGAAGGGAAGGGUUUCGAGGUGUAUACUAUAAUCAACUCAUUCUUAAGUUUCAUAUC